AUGUUGAAUGCGGAGUUUUUCGAGCUGGACAAAUGCCAACCGUUGACAAGACGUGAGACUCGAAGGCCCUCUGCAGCACAAAGGCCCCAUAAGCAGUCGUCGCAGGAAUCCAGAGCACAUUCUUCCACAAAUCUAGUAUCUGACCAAGGCCGUCGCAACCCAAGCCUACUUACGAUAGACAAAGACAGAGUACCUGAACCUGAGAGUAUCGCCCGUGCCGUGCCGCAAAUUGGUGUAGCAGACGCUACAGAUGCACACAAUAGCGAUCCUUCCUUGGCAACGGCGCUGAGCUCUGGCGAUAGUGACACAGAUGUCCAGAGUCCAUGCGGUUGGACGGAGCUGGAGGGCGCCCGUGGCAGACGGAGUGGUUCCGCAACGGGGCGCCGAAGCUCGAGCUUGUGUGAAGGCAAGCAGAAGCACGAGCAGAGUGUGGCUACCACCCAGCCAGGAGGCUGCAAGUCAUACAGCUAG
Molecule: messenger RNA, 471 nt
Organism: Parastagonospora nodorum SN15
Lineage: Eukaryota; Fungi; Ascomycota; Dothideomycetes; Pleosporales; Phaeosphaeriaceae
Exons: 2
Coding region: 1-471 (156 amino acids)
Source: RefSeq, a predicted model, not a curated record